Messenger RNA from Nematocida homosporus, 927 nucleotides. RefSeq names its product GDP-mannose transporter. Lineage: Eukaryota; Fungi; Microsporidia. The record is from RefSeq and is a predicted model, not a curated record. Bases 1 to 927 code for a protein of 308 amino acids. The transcript has a single exon.
AUGCUGGAGCAGAAGGCAAGCAUAAUUGUGUUUAUGGUUUUGAGUGGGAUUGCCAGUACGGUUAUGAAUAAGUACUUGGUUAGUCGGUUACAGAUCAAAACAAAAUUCUUUAUCUUAUCGGUGCAAACCUUGGUUAUUCUGGUGGUUUUGUUGCCAUUAAACCUUCUUUUCUUCCCGGAAAGGACAAAAGAGGCGAGUCAGAUGAUAAGUCAAUGGUUCUGGAUCAGUGCAUCUCUAACGGCAAUGGUUUAUACUGGUUUGCAGGCGAACACCCACUUGUCAAUCUCACUUUUUACGGUGUUGAAGAAUGGAAGCAUUCUAAUCAUUGCUGCGUACGACUGGAACUUCAAUCAGUAUCAGAUUACAGGAUUAACCGUUGCUUCUUUUGGGCUGAUUGUUUUAAGCUCACUGCUAGGAACUGUUUCGGACUCGUUGGGGAAGAAGAACCAGGUGGUUGACUAUAAGCAAAAGGAAAAGUUGUUAGUGGGUUUGGCUUGGGUGGCAGUGAAUUGUACGACUUCGGCGUCGUAUACUAUUCGGCUGCGGAUGAUAGGACAAAGUACUGGGUUACCGAGUACAGUGAUUGCAAUGUAUGCUAAUAGUUUGGCCUUACCGUUUAUUGGGUUAUGCACAUUGGGUGAGUAUAUGUCUAUGGGCAGCUUUCCGUUUAAGCAUUUAUGGGUGGUUGUUCUGUCGGGGCUUUCAACGGCUUUAAUUGCUGUUUCAACGGCUAUGGCCGCAGCUAAUUUUACGUCAACCACUGUAGCAAUGAUUAAUGCUCUGAAUAAGGCGCCAAUUUCGUUGAGUGGAGUUCUAUUUAGGUUCGAGCAAAUUGAGUCGGGCUGGAAAUGGCUGUCCCUAGGAAUUAGUGCAGCAGCCGGUAUUUCCUAUGCACUAUCAAGAAGCUCCCUAUCCAUGCAUGCAUAA